AUGAGACGUCUUGGUAAAAAUAAAAAAAGGCGAUGGCAGUAUUGCUACAAGGAUAUCGAUGCUAAAAUUCAAGACGCAGAACACCACAAAAGAAUAAUUGACCAGGAUUUUACACAAGUGUCAACACUAAACAAAAAAAACUACAUCGUAAAGGGAGAUAAGAAUUCAGCGAAACCUUUCAACGAUAUCCCUAGCGCAUGCGACAGAAGGUUGCAUACUUCGCAACCAAAACUGGAGAAAAGAAAACUUAUUGAGAUCGAUAUCUGGGAAGGUUGUCCAGUUUUUGUUAACACUUAUUAUUAUUUAGAUGUACCAGCUUCAAUAAUGCCUUCUGGCAAAGGGUCUACUCUAGAAAACGCAGUCGAUAAAAAUCUAGGAAAUCAUUCCCUACCUUGUCCAGGACAAUCAUACAACCCGACUUUGCACGAUCACUUAUCCCUCAUUUCACGAAUAAAAGCUAUCGAAUCUGCAAAGCAAAAACUGGAGCUUAAAACAGAGCGCUUUGUUAGCAGUCUAAGAGGUGUUAACUCGUCACCGAACCCUCUUAAAGAUAUGGAAAAGUUCCUUCAGUCAUUAAAUGCUGAGUCUCAUGUUACAAAAAGUAGUGAAGACGUUGAUGAGAUUUUUCUGCCUCGAAAAAAGCCUAAAAAAGUGGACCCUCACAAAAAAAUGAAAAACGAUCUCGAAAAUUUACCUAAGUUGCUUAAGGAAAUCAAACGUGAAAAGAAAACCAGGGAAAGGCGAAAGUCAGCAGCCAAAGCUAAAAGCGAAAUCCGUAGUAAACUGAAAAAAGUUGAUCUGAACAUACCGUUCCAGUUGCCCAAUGAGAUAUCGUCAUCAUUGAGAAAGUUGUGUGGAAUUUAAUUAAUGUUUCACGUGGAUCAGUGCAAAUGAAUACAUACGGACUUUGUGAUGGUCCAUCAGGUUGCUAAUAUAUUAAAAAUAAAUAAAUAUUCACUGUAUCACAAGCUUAUGACUCAUCAAAGUAAAAUGAGGUUGACAGGCCAAGUGAAAUAAUGUGAAACUUAAUACAAUUAUAAUGUUUGUUGUGAUCAAAACAAAAAAGUAAGCGGUACAAACAAAAUAGUAACAAGCACGAUAAUGGCUAGUUAGAAGUAAACAUUUAGUACAUAUAAAGGUUGUUGUCUAUCUGUACUUCCGAAUUUGAUUUUAAGUCAUAAUGAAUGUCUUCAACCAUUGGUCUCUGCAGUUUGAAAAUCAUGGUAAGAUAGCUCAUACUUGCCAACAUUACUGAUCUCUAUUAGAUAAAUUGAUCGGAUAAUAAUAUAUUCUUUGGCGGAAGUAACUUUUUGUAACUUAAUUAAUCCAAGCUGACAAACAGCUAGUUAACCAUACCCAUAAGACGGGCGGAAACGGUAAUUUGAAUAACAACAAAUAGAGAAUUAGCUGUAAUAAUUGUAUGUUUAAGAGGUUAUCGACGAGAUCGAUGAAUGAAUACCGAUAACAGCGAUGCUGCCUUCCAACAAGGAAGGAUAGGGUUAGAAAAGGUCGACUCUAAAAAUACACACCUCGCCUUCUCCUACGGGUUUCCGUCUCCAGCAGUAAGGUCUCAAAAAACACAGAGUUAACACAAAAUGGUGUGUGACGGCCCCAAGUAGUUGUCACUUGGACACUGCGUUCACGCUCUCAGGUCACUAAGAUCACCUUUACCCAACUGCCUCUUCAGGUACCUCUAGAUGAGCCUUCCCAAAAGUCUACGGAACGCUCGUGAGCAGCGGUGGGCAACGAAAACAAAUGAGAUAGAAAAGGCAGUGACUGUAGGUAACUCAAGAUAGCUUUUCAGACUAAUAAACGAAACUGGAAUAAAGAAGUCAAGUGCAAGUGACAAUAUCUGGGAAAAAGACGAAACUUAUUUGCUCUCAGUCUAGACGUUUAAAACGAUAGGCGGAAUACUUUAGGGAGCAGUCCAGCUGACCUUCAACUACUCUACAACUACACGCCAUUCCCAAACAGCUUGAAUGGAACAUUGAAUUACGCCCCCCCCCCGACUCUAAAUGAAGUUCGAAAAGCUAUAGCUAAUCUGAAACGAGGAAGUGCAGCUAGUCCAGAUGGAUUAACUCCAAAGGUAUACAAGUAUGAGGGUCCAAUUUCAGCGAUUAGGCUGACUAAUAUUUUAGCUAAAAUCUGGGAAGUGGAUGUAAUCCCAUCCAAAUAGUCGCAAUCACUGAUUGUCCCAAUAUAUAAGAAACGACCGAAAUCAGCCUGUGAUAGCCAUAGAAGGAUUAGCUUGACCAAUAUAGCAUCUAAAAUACUAACCACAAUAACUAUCGGGUGCCUAACAAAGACUCGUGAACUGCAAACUCGAGAAAAUCAGGCUGGUUUCAGACCUGAUCGUGGGUGCAUCGACCACAUAUUCACCAUU
This is a messenger RNA of Schistosoma bovis, 2383 nucleotides long. Lineage: Eukaryota; Metazoa; Platyhelminthes; Trematoda; Strigeidida; Schistosomatidae. The record is from the annotation of a GenBank genome assembly.